Vidua chalybeata is the source of this 4205-nucleotide messenger RNA. RefSeq names its product WD repeat domain 6 (gene WDR6). The record is from RefSeq and is a predicted model, not a curated record. Gene Ontology annotation, molecular function: protein binding. The transcript has 5 exons. NCBI's taxonomy places the organism in Eukaryota, Metazoa, Chordata, Aves, Passeriformes, Viduidae. Gene Ontology annotation, cellular component: cytoplasm. Bases 1 to 3387 code for a protein of 1128 amino acids. Gene Ontology annotation, biological process: tRNA methylation.
AUGGAGUCGGUAGCUCUGGUGGCGCCGGUGACGGCGCUGGAGUUCGUGGGGGACGUGCUGCUGGCGGGUACAGGCCCGGAGGUGGUGGCGUUUCGGCUGAGCGGCGGCGGGCCGGCGGCGGCGGCGGGCCGGCGGAGCGUGCUGCGUGAGGCCAGCGUGCAGGGGCUGCGAGCCGAGCCGGGGCCCGGGCCGGCGGCGCGAGUAGCGGUCUUCGGUGGGCGCUGGCUGGCAGUGCUGGCGGUGCGGCGCGGCGGAGCGGGCGCUGGGCCGCUGCUGGCGGCGUGCGGCGGCGGGGCCGCGCGCGAGCUCAGGGCGCGGGUGUGGGAGGUGCGCUGGGCGGCGGGCAGGCGGCUGGCGCUGGCGCUGGGCGGCGGGACCGUGGCGCUCUACGAGUGGUGGGGCGGCGGGCGCUGGCUGCGGCAGGCGAGCUGUGGCGGGGCCGGGGCGCUGCGCUGCGCCGUGCUGGCGGGGGUGAGCUGGGGGCGGCUGGCGCUGGCGGCCGGCACGGCGACGGGGGACGUGGUGGUGUGGCGGGCGGCGGCGGCGACGGCCCCGCAGCGUCAGCUGCGCGGGCACCGGGGCGCGGUGCUGGCGCUCUGCUACGCGGCGUCGCGGGGGCUGCUCGCCUCCGCCUCCGAAGACCGCAGCGUGCGGCUGUGGGCCGUGGGUGAUUUGGGCGGCGGGGACCGGGCCGGCUCCUGUCUGCUGGUGUGCUACGGGCAUGGCGGUCGAGUGGCCGCCGUGGUGCUGCGGGGGCCGCUCCCGGUCAGCGCCGGGGAGGACGGCGCCUGCCUGGAGUGGGGCGGCGACGGCGGCGUGCGGCGAGCGCGGCGCGGGCACCGCGGGGCCCUGCGCGCCCUGGCCCUGCGCCCCGCUGGCGGCCGCGUGGCCACGGGCGGCGACGACGGCGGCGUCCGACUCUGGCAGCCCCGGCGGGAGGCCGCGGAGGCGGUCCCCGCCGUUGCGGCUCUGGGGGCCCGGGAGCGGCCGCGGGCCGUGCUGCUGGUGGGGCCGCGGCGGGUGCUGGUGCUGGGCGAGGCGGGCGGGCUGGCGACAUUCGAGGUGGCUCAGGGGCGCUGGACGCCGGUGCUGCACCCCGCCGCCAGCGGGCCCCGUGCCGUGCUGGCGGCCACCCCGCUGCACGGAUGGGACGAGACGCUCUGCGCCGUGGCCGGCGGCGACGGGCGCCUCCUCCUUUUCGCCUUGAGCCGCCCUGGGGCCGCCACCAAGCUCACGCUGUUCGAGGGGGCCGUGCACGGGCUGAGCUGGGCCCCCCGUCCCGGGCUGCCCCCCGACACCGCUGCUGCUCUCCUGGCCUCCGGUCCCGACGGGGAGAUGCUCUGGUUGGAUGUCACCCACCGCCCCGGGCAGGCACCCUGGGUGCAACUCAUGGGCCGGUACCUGCUGCCACCCUGCAAGCAGCGCUGGCACACCUGUGCCACCUUCUUGCCCCAGGAAGGGCUCCUGGUCUGUGGGGACCGCCGGGGCUCCCUCCUCCUCUUCCCUUGCAGCAGCUCCUCAGAGCGGGCUGCAGAAAGCACCGGCAUUGUCAAUGGUGGCACUGAUCCCGUUGUUGAGGACUCCAGCAAUGAGUUGGAGCCCUCUUGCUUGUUGCACAAAGGGGCUCUUCCUCUUGAGUCUCCACUGUCAGUGCUCUUUGGACUCCACGGGAAGACAGGAGUUACCUCGGUGGCCAUCCACAGGGGCUACAUUUACAGCACGGGCCGGGAUGGUGUUUACCGCCAGCUCCGCCUGCGGGACCAGCAGCUGGAGAUCCUGCAAAAGCACAGGCCCUGCAAAGGGCUGCAGUGGAUUGAGGAGCUGCACUUCACCUCGGAUGGGGACCUGCUUGUGCUGGGCUUUCAUGCUGACAACUUCGUGGUGUGGAGCAGCAGGACCGGCGAGAACAUCCACUGCAUCCCCUGCGGGGGCGGGCACCGCUCCUGGAGCUACUGCAGCAGCCCCUUGGCCGAGGUGUUUGCCUUUAUCAAGUCUGGGGAUGUGAUGCUGUACCACCGUGAGGCCAAGCCCUGUGAGCAGCAAGUGCUGCUGGCAUCCCUGCACGGGCGGGAGAUCACCUGUGUGCGGCGCCUGGGGGCUGUGGAGGUGCCUGGCCAUGCCACCGUUAAUGUGUUUGUCACCGGCAGUGAGGACACCACGACCUGUGUCCUAGUGCUCAGUGAGAACUCCCGGGCAGCUGUGCCCCUUGCCCGUCUCAGUGACCACAUUUCCAGUGUGAGGACGUUGGCAUUUGCCAUGGGACCUGGAGAUGAGGGCUUUGGUGAUGAGGGCUUGUCUGCCCUGCUCUUCUCUGCAGGCGGCCGUGCACAGAUUGAGUGCUACAGGCUGCUGUGCACUGGGGACACAGCAACUGAGAGUGCUGUGGCCUGCCAGAUCAUCCACGUAGCCUCCCACCGGCUGGACAAGCACUGGGAGCAGAAGAAGAACAGGCACAAGCUUGUCAAGAUGGACCCAGAGACAAGGUACAUGUCCCUGUCAGUUGUGCCUGGGACAAGCACCAAGCAGCUGCCAGCACCCUGGAAAUUCCUGGCUGCUGCCUGCAGCGAUGGAUCAGUCCGGAUCUUUGGGCUGCUGGAGGCUGCUCAGAAGUUGGUGCUGGUGGCAGAGUCAUUUCACCACCAGCGCUGUGUGCUGAAGGUGGAGGCGUUCCUGCACACAUGGGCAGGAGGGGAGAGGAGGCACCUCCUGUGCAGUGCAGCCACUGAUGGCAGCAUUGCCUUUUGGGACAUCACUGGCCCCAUCAUGGAUGCAGCAGAUGCCCUGCACCAAGCAGAGGGAGAGAUGCAGCUCUUGGGUGAGUGCUGCUGUCCAGCAGCUCUUCUGCUUCCUCUGACCAAGGUGAGCGUUGCUCUCCUGACCGAGCCUGUUUACCCAGCCCUGGAUGCCCCGCUGGUCACCAUCAUGGCCCACAGCUGUGGCGUGAACAGCCUUCACAUCCGUGAGACACCCGAGGGACAGUACCUGGUGGCCAGCGGCAGUGAUGAUGGCUCCAUCCAUGUCUGCCUGCUGGAGGUAGCCCUGGGCAGGGGUGAGGCCAUGGCAGGGACCUGCCUGCAGGUCCUGGAGCGGGUGUCCAGGCCCUGUGCCCAUGCUGCCCAUGUGACGGGGAUCCGGGUGCUGCGGCCAGACCUGCUGCUCUCUGCCUCAGUGGACCAGCGCCUGACGCUGUGGAACCGGAGCCCAAGUGAGCUGGUGCCCCUCAGCACCACUUUCUUCCAUGUGCCUGACCUAGCUGAGCUGGACUGCUGGGAGGUGGUGGAGGCCGGGGGUGAGCUGCGGUACUACUGUGUGCUCUGUGGGCAGGGCCUGGAGAUGCUGUGUGGCACAACCUCGUCCAAACCUCCUCCACAAGAGGCUCCUCAGUAAUUGGGCAGGUGUGUGACACAUCCAGGUCCCUGCCUGCAUUUGGAGGGCACCCUGCACUUGGGCUUUGCCCGUUACUGUGGCCACUGCCUCCAUUCUGCACGCUCACAUGUCUUGUCCUGAAGGGACAGGCAUACUUGGCUCCUUUAGGCAGGUGCCAUGGUUGUGAUGCUCGAGGCCAGUGGUCUCUGGGAAGAAGGCAGAUGGGAUCCCUCCCAGACAAGCCUGGGGCUUCCCCAUGCAGUAAGGAAGUGGGGCUGUUACUCCCUGCUGCCCAAGAGCAGCUUUUCCUCUGCAAGGUGUGAAGGACCCAUGUCAGCUUUCCAGUCUUGGUCUCAGAGAGGAACCUUGCUUGGGAGGGCACUGAGGACAUGGCCCAGCCCUGGGAGCUUGAGAGCAGCAGAAGGCCAGGAAGGGUCAGGGACUGGUGUGACACAUGGUGGGCUGCAGCCUUGUGUGUGCACAGGACAGCCCUUUGUGACAGUCCUGACCCUGCAGUACUGAGGAUGGUGCUGAAGUGCACAGGGGCACUGAUCAUCCACAGCAGCACCCUUAUGGCAUGGGGGGUUGCUGGGCUGCCCACAAAUACCACCCUCCUCAGGCCAAGUGGCUUUUUCCUGCAUAGCAGCAGGACCCGGGACAGUUAGACCAAAGGAAGGAAGGAAGGACAAACAACCCUGAGGUCAGACACAGAGGGUUUGUCCAGCAACAAGUGUAUUGGACCCCAGUACUGCAGCCUGGCUCAGAGCCCAGGAGUCUGGAGUCUCAGGAGCUCCCUGCCAGCACGGAGCACCUUUCAAUAAAGUUUUGAGAGAAGUGAA